Molecule: messenger RNA, 852 nt
Organism: Hemibagrus wyckioides
Lineage: Eukaryota; Metazoa; Chordata; Actinopteri; Siluriformes; Bagridae
Gene: cabp5b
Product: calcium binding protein 5b
Exons: 6
Coding region: 47-616 (189 amino acids)
Molecular function (GO): calcium ion binding
Source: RefSeq, a predicted model, not a curated record
GCCAGUUUUUAUUUAGAACCCUACUGAAGACUGCAACAGUAUCCACAUGGAAACACAGGCAUACAUGUUCACACACUCGCUGUCUGGGGGCCGGGACGUGUCUGAGAGUGUGUGUCUGGGCCCAGCUUGCAUCUUUCUGAGAGGGAGGAACAUUGAGCGAAAACUUGCAGAUGAAGAGAUAGAAGAGUUGCGACUGGCCUUUAGCGAGUUUGAUAAGGAUAAGGAUGGGCUCAUCAGCUGUAAAGAUUUGGGCAACCUGAUGCGGACCAUGGGAUACAUGCCCACUGAGAUGGAGCUGAUCGAACUCAGUCAGAACAUCAACAUGAACCUUGGAGGCCAUGUUGACUUUGAGGAUUUUGUGGAACUCAUGGCUCCUAAGCUCUUAGCAGAGACGGCUGGAAUGAUUGGCCUGAAGGAGUUAAAGGAAGCAUUCAGAGAGUUUGACAUGGACGGUGAUGGCGCCAUCACUAUUGAUGAGCUGAGGCAUGCUAUGAAGAAGCUGCUUGGGGAACACACUAACAGGAAAGAGAUUGAGGCUGUGGUGAGAGAGGCUGACAAUAAUGGAGAUGGAACAGUGGACUUUGAAGAAUUUGUCAGAAUGAUGUCACGAGAUUAAAAACAGAAGAAAGUGAAGAGGAUUUGAAGAGGUUAAACGGAACAGACAAAGAAAAGCAACACAACCACCAACAACAGACACGCAGCAUUACUCAUCUUGUGCCUCAUUUAUCAAGCUGGGAUACGACCGGAUUCAUUCAUAAAUCAUUCCUGUGAGAGUUUCUACCAGACAUUUGUUAUUCAUGAAAAUCCUGUACAUCUGGAAAAGAAAUGUACAUAUAAGAAGGCUGAUUUAUG